AUGGGUGGUAAGACUUGGUCCAAGGACGAGGAACGAUUGCUCUGGGAGGUCAUCAUUCCCCAAUCACCGGCGGCUGCAUACUCCGACGACAACGACAACGACUGUCUCUCAUGGGACCAGCUUGCUGAUGAAAUGAACAAGUUGUCUGGCGCUAAUGCCCGCCGGGAAUAUACUGGAACGUCGCUCUACGAGCAUUACUACCAAAACAUCAAGUCUGGUCAUAGAUCCUCCAAGGCUGCCGAGUUUGUCGAGAAGUAUUUGCUCGACGCAGCGUAUUUCAAAGAGCAUGGGUGCCGCCGCCCCCAUACUGCUUCUGUUCCAGCUUCGGAGCCCCUGGAUCCUCAAAUCGUCGAACUUUUGCAGGGCAAAGCGAAGCCGAAGCCGAAGGCCCGACAAUCACGCAAGACACGUCAGCCCCGGGAGCGACAAAGCGAAGACCAGCCUUCGUGGUCGUUUUUCAGCAUGCCCAAGACAUUGGAAGAGACAGGAGCCUAUUCUGUUACACCAGACAACGUAACUCAACAACAGCCUCCUGAAGGAUAUAUCGUGCCUGGCCAUGCUGAUGUUACUCGAUCUGAACCCUACCCGUUUUCCAAGUCUGCACUUGUUGCUGUUCCUGGUUCUGGUUCCGUUUGGAACCAACUAGUUGAUCGCUCGGGAAUUGAGAUGAGUCGAAUUCCUGGGCGUCCAACGAUGGCGUUUGAGCACACCUCAAAGCCCGAUCUUGGGGUUUUGAAACAGCCUACCACCGAGAAGAUGGAAGGAGGAUACAGGCAUUCGGUUCGCAGAGCCGAACAAGACGAGAGGUAUAGAAAGACACCAUCCAUGACUUCGGAAAGUACCAGCACCCAGUCAAUCCAGCCACAAGCGCCAGGGUAUGCAUCUUCGUGGGUGGAUCCGGGUCCAAGCCGCCAACGAACAUGCCAGGAGCAAUGGGACGGAAGACUUCCAUCUAUUCGCGAGAUGCUCCCUCACGAGUUCGAACAGCCAGCGUAUACACCCUACUCAUAUGAGGUAAACCGACGAGUUGACAAGCGCAGCUUCUCUAACGAACAAGGCUACAUGCAGACCCCUGAUUCGACCUCAAAGCGUCGAAGACUUCCUGACGAGCCUAUCCACCGUCAACAAGACUAA
Fusarium venenatum is the source of this 1134-nucleotide messenger RNA. RefSeq lists its product as uncharacterized. NCBI's taxonomy places the organism in Eukaryota, Fungi, Ascomycota, Sordariomycetes, Hypocreales, Nectriaceae. The record is from RefSeq and is a predicted model, not a curated record.